Theobroma cacao (cacao) is the source of this 1657-nucleotide messenger RNA. Its product is annotated as homeobox-leucine zipper protein HAT5-like. Gene Ontology annotation, biological process: positive regulation of DNA-templated transcription. NCBI's taxonomy places the organism in Eukaryota, Viridiplantae, Streptophyta, Magnoliopsida, Malvales, Malvaceae. Gene Ontology annotation, molecular function: DNA-binding transcription factor activity, RNA polymerase II-specific; sequence-specific DNA binding. The record is from RefSeq and is a predicted model, not a curated record. Gene Ontology annotation, cellular component: nucleus.
GCUCAACACCUCAAGAAAAAGAAUCUUUCCGUUUCUUUCUCUUUGCCUGUUUGUCCAUUGCUUCUUCCUCCUCCCGUUGCUCCUCAGCCACCUUUCACUUUGCUCUGCCAAAGCUCAAGAAAAUUUUUACUUCUUCUGAGUGAUGGGUGUGAGCUGCCGCUGUUCCCACACAUCCCAUAUCACAGAGAUCAUCAUCACCAGCUUCUUUCGCCACAAGCCUUAAGAAGUAAAGAAUUUUGUAUUCUUUAAAACGAAGAAACCAAAAACCUGGGUGGCUUUUUUUUUUUUAAUCGUCUGAUGAUGUUGAAGAUGAUAUCUUGAGCAAACAAGAUUGAUCCUUUAGCUUGAAAAUUUCAUGGCGGGUGGGAGGGUCUAUCCUAGUAAUACUAGUAGUGCUGGUGGUUCUAAUAACCUCUCUGUUUUGCUUCAAAGUCAAAGGGUUCCAUCCUCUUCUGAGCCUCUUGAUCCCCUUUUCAUUCCAGGAUCUUCUCCAUCUUCUUUUCUUGUUUCAGGUAGAAGGUCGAUGGUGAGCUUUGAAGAUGUUCAUCGAGCAAACAUUGCAAACAGAUCAUUUUUUAGGACGUUUGAUCAAGAAGAGAAUGGAGAUGAGGAUUUAGAUGAGUAUUUUCAUCAACCUGAAAAGAAGAGACGGCUCAGUGUUGACCAAGUCCAGUUUCUAGAAAAAAGUUUCGAGGUCGAGAACAAGCUUGAACCUGAAAGGAAAGUUCAGCUGGCUAAAGACCUUGGCUUGCAGCCCCGGCAAAUUGCGAUAUGGUUCCAAAACCGCCGGGCUCGGUGGAAGACAAAGCAGCUGGAGAAAGACUAUGAAGCGUUGCAAGCCAGCUAUAACAGCCUCAAGGCUGACUAUGAUAAUCUCCUCAAGGAGAAAGAUAAACUGAAAGAAGAGGUUCUUCAGCUCACAGAUAAGUUGCUUGUGAAAGAGAAAGAGAAGGGGAACUCAGAAUUGUCUGAUGUAAACAAAUUGUCACAAGAACCACCGCAAAAGCUUGUUGUUGCUGAAACGGCUUCCGAGGGUGAAGAGUCUAAGGUUUCAGUUGUGGCCUGUAAACAGGAAGAUAUCAGUUCCGCCAAAAGUGAUAUAUUUGAUUCAGACAGCCCACAUUACACUGAUGGGGUUCAUUCUUCACUCUUGGAGGCUGCUGAUUCAUCUUAUCCUUUCGAGCCAGACCAGUCUGAUCUAUCACAAGACGAGGAAGAUAACUUGAGCAAGGGCCUGUUACAUCCCCCUUCAUAUAUCUUCCCAAAACUUGAAGAUGACGAGUACUCCGACCCGCCUGCAAGUUCGUGUAAUUUUGGAUUCCCUGUUGAAGAUCAUGCCUUUUGGUCUUGGGCUUACUGAGUUAUAUCUAUAAUCCAGUUCUGGUAUAUAUAUGAUCUUUCUUGUAGUAGUAAACUAUAAAUAAGCAAUAAAAAACCAAUCAAUGGCACCCCAAUCCAAAUGUGUAUUGGCGGUGGGUUUUGGUUGUAGUUGGAAAAAUUGGUGGUGUUUUUCUGCCCCUCUCUGUAAUCUUGUUUUUGAUGGGGUUCUUAGAGUUCAAUGAAAGGUUUUGCUUUACUUCACCCGGAAUGUAAUUAAAUAACAUCUGUCUGAGAAGGGUUGUUGGAAAUGCUACCAUAAUCCAUUGUUUUGGUUGCA